CAUAAUAAACGUCUGGAUUCAGGACUACUGUUUACAAUAUUUUUUGCUAAAAGGCUGGUGAAUGAUGUCUGAAGUUUACACUUACUGUGACGUUUGCCGUAUAAAUCACACAUCUGCAAACAAACAUUCAUUUUCCUCAAAGCAUAAAGCACGGUUAAAAACAAUAUUGUUAAAGUUUGGCUCAAAGGUCGCUGAUGCCAAGAAAAAGCUGUUGAAUCCGGUAAUUACUAAGGCCAGUUCAGAGACAUCUGAGGUCAAAGUAUGGUGCUACAUGUGUUCGCUUGAGGUUAGAAGACAUGAGGCAGACGAUCAUGCUAUCAUCAUGGAUGCUGGUCUUUUGGAGCAUUUAGCAACAUCUGAACAUUCUAAAAAAGUUCACCAGUUCUUUUGGGAUAAUAGAUUAAGCAAAGAUCAAAAACAGAAAUACCUUGUGAGUGAUGAAGAGCUUGAUUCAUUCAAAGAAGCUUUAAAGGACGCCCUCAGUUGUUAUGAAGACAAGGAAGAGAUGCAAUUAAAAAAGGAAGCUGCAAAGAUACAACAAGUUGAGAGUUCUCAGGCGGCCUUACUCAACCAGACCCUCUCCUCAUCAAGUGAGCAGCAGAGUGGAUCUAGCCAAUCAGAACAGCAAUCAAGAAGUCGGGAGAGACAACCAGGAGGAAGUGUAGGCCUGUCAGCGAAUUUUAAGGUACAAACAGAGGGGGUGAUUGCAAGUGAUGGAUUAACAUUCAUUGGACCAAGUAAAUGUUUAUCAGAUGGCAACAUUCAUACCGGUGCUGUUCCUCCAUGGUUACGAGCAGACGAUAACAAUGAUUCAGAGCAGAAGCCAAUUGGUCCAACAGAGAAAGACUUUCAGGAACAUUUAAAAAAAGAACGUAAACGGAAGUUGAAUCCCGGCAGAGUUGGAGCAAAUUUUGACCGUGCAUCCUCAAGCAAUGCUGACUGGCUCCCUUCAUUUGGGAGAGUCUGGAACUCUGGUAGACGGCUGCAGUCCAGGCAGCAAUAUCAACGCGAGACCGGUAACUGGAAGAGGCGUAAAGCGGACAACAGCAGUGUUCCAUGAGAUUCUCCUCUAGCAAUUGCUUACUAAAAAUCAUGUGUUAUUGUAUAGCACUAUAUUGGUGUUUAUUACUGCAAUGUACAACCUCCUUUACUCUCUGGGAUUAUACGUAGACCAAUACAUUUUUUACAAGCAAAACUCCGGACAUGUGAUGAUUGCUAGCACCUAGACUUUUUCCUUUGGCGUAAAUAGAAAUGCAUCUGGUAUCACUCUAGAAUUAACUAGUGUUUAUUCUCACCUUAGCAUUAUGAAAAUGGUAUUAGAUGCCCAUACUUCCAGGUGAAGAGAGAAAACCUUGCAAAAGCCACUCUUUAGAGUACAGUAGUUGUACAAUAUACAUUUUAUAUCCACACUGUAAAGUGUCAGAAUUUACACCAAAUGUAUUGUUUACCAUAUGUUCUUGAAUAAGCAGUGAAUAAAAGUUUCAAAUCAUAGUAAAUUUUGAGUUUAUUCAAAACACUUUUCAAAACCUUCCACAAUCAAUAACAAUUAUUACCAUGUUUGUGGGACAAGACCAUACAUAUACAAAAUGUUCACUUGCAUAAAAAAAAAGUUACUGUUCAAAUGGAAUAAUAUAAUGUAUAGGGAUG
Molecule: messenger RNA, 1647 nt
Organism: Anneissia japonica
Lineage: Eukaryota; Metazoa; Echinodermata; Crinoidea; Comatulida; Comatulidae
Product: coiled-coil domain-containing protein 84-like
Exons: 9
Coding region: 62-1060 (332 amino acids)
Source: RefSeq, a predicted model, not a curated record